UGUGCUGUGUCCCUAGGACACAGCGGAUCACUGAUCAAUGGAAAGAGCCGAAGGCGGCGGCUCAGUCAUGUGAUCAGCGGUGUCCAAUCACAGCUGAUCGCAUGGGACAUCUACACUGAUCAUCACGACACUGAUGAUCAGUGUGCCCUGAUGAUCAGUGUAGCCCCAGCAGUGCCAUCUGCCAGUGCCCAUCAAUGCCACCUGCCAGUGCCCAAUGCCACAUAUCAGUGCCUACCAGUGCACAUCAAUGCCACAUACCAGUGUCCAUCUGAGCUGCCUUUCAGUGCCACCUAUCAGUACUGCCAAUCAGUGCUGCCUAUCAGUGCCCGUCAAUGCCACCUAUUAGUGCCAUAUAUGAGUGCUGCCUUUCAGUGCCCAUCAGUGAUGCCUGUCAAUGCCCAUCAG
Molecule: messenger RNA, 405 nt
Organism: Staurois parvus
Lineage: Eukaryota; Metazoa; Chordata; Amphibia; Anura; Ranidae
Source: the annotation of a GenBank genome assembly